Molecule: messenger RNA, 819 nt
Organism: Ochlerotatus camptorhynchus
Lineage: Eukaryota; Metazoa; Arthropoda; Insecta; Diptera; Culicidae
Exons: 5
Coding region: 1-819 (272 amino acids)
Source: RefSeq, a predicted model, not a curated record
AUGGCCAACUACGGGGGAGAUUCAGUGGCGGCCGUGAAGACGCUUUCAUCUGCCAGUACCGAACGGUGGCCCUCCGAUGAACAUUAUGUACACUCGUCCAAUGGACCACUUAUCGCUACGGACGCGUCGAUCAUUGCCGGUAUGCUUCCGAUCCGGGACGUUCAGCAUUUGAUCGAGCUGGAGAACAGGAUCGUAUCGGUGCAACAGUAUGAGUGCUUGUUGGCGCACCUUCAGGUUCUUACGAUCCGUUAUCAAGGGUCUUUGAGUGAGAUGCUCCGGAACUUUAUUACCGAUCCCGUUCUGGGACAGAUUGGCUUCAUCCGCACGAAAAAUGGAACGUACAACUGUGCGAUGAAAACCGACCUUCAGCGAAUCAUGAUGGCCAUCAAAGCCUCUUGGUUUCCGGACAAGAGUCAGGAAUGUUUCGAAGUUCAAAUAGCGCAGUUGUUGAAAAAUUCCCACGCUCGUUGCAAAGCUAAAGCAAACGACGAUAAACCUCAGCCCGGAAGUCCAAAGAGUCUGGAUCAGCCUACAGUAAACUCCAUCAAAGCGGAAUAUCAGCAAACUGCUACCUACCCGCAGAAUUCGGUAGUCCCUCCGCAGAAUUUGUAUAUGUUUCAGCAGAAUCAAUGGUAUCAGUAUGCCUUGUACUAUCGGGAGCGCUAUCAGAUUGCCAGAAAAGCUAACCAGAAGAUGAAAGCCGACUAUGUUGAGCAGGAAAAGCAGUACCGGAAGCGUAUAUCCGGGUGCCUCAAGCGUGUACGGACCAUGCAGCAGUACUUAAAUGUAUUGGAAGAGCGGGUGCAGCAUUUGGAGUGA